UUUUUUUUUUUUUUGGCUUCUACGCUUGAUACCAUUUUGAAGCAGUUGUAUUGCGGCUUUAUUAUCUGACACGACUAAUUCCGGAGCAGAUGUGCUACUUUCCUUCGUCUUGUCUGCUUUUCCUACAUUUGUCGUACCUCAUCCAAACAGGAUUGGAUGAGAUUAUAUCCUGUGUUAACCUUGAUCUUGACUUGUAGCUGUACUUUGGUACCUGGCAGUCUCUGUGGGAGUAAGGGUUGUUUACGAUAUAUUCCCCUAUACAGGCUUUGGCACUUUCGCAUCUGGGGUGGCAAUCUGCGGGACUUUUGGAGAGGGUUGGACUUUUGAAUAUAUCUAUCUUUAUAUAUAGUACUCGUUCUAGAGUUGAUGCUCUGGGUAUGAAUGCAUAGAUGCUAGGUAGACAGAAAAAGACGUCAUCGGAAACGACUGCCCCACGUGCCAGAUCACCGCAAAGCCAAACCAUGUGGUCUUGGCAACUCUGCCUGCCUCUUUUCUCUCUUUCUUCCCCUCCAUCUCUCUCUUUACCAGUCACAACAUAUAGCAACUUAGCGAAGAAUCUUUGGUUGUUUUUCCGCUUUGGGCCUGACACGGUAUCCUGCUCUGUGCGAUCGGAUGAUCUCCUGCUAAACCGUAUCUGUUGUACGUACCGUGCCACACACAUACCCACCAUCGCCCUCGGGUUCCUGCUAUCAGGAGACUGAGACAUAAUCUCAGCUGACUCGAAUCUUGGACCGGCUGAGGUAGGCCUUGUCGUCGUGGGUAUUGGAUCGGGUUCUUCGGAAAGGAUUAAAUACUGGAG
This is a messenger RNA of Aspergillus ochraceoroseus IBT 24754, 799 nucleotides long. RefSeq lists its product as uncharacterized. Bases 462 to 701 code for a protein of 79 amino acids. NCBI's taxonomy places the organism in Eukaryota, Fungi, Ascomycota, Eurotiomycetes, Eurotiales, Aspergillaceae. The record is from RefSeq and is a predicted model, not a curated record. The transcript has a single exon.